This is a messenger RNA of [Torrubiella] hemipterigena, 1244 nucleotides long. NCBI's taxonomy places the organism in Eukaryota, Fungi, Ascomycota, Sordariomycetes, Hypocreales, Clavicipitaceae. The record is from the annotation of a GenBank genome assembly.
GGGCCGUCGCCGGUGCUACUAUCCAUCCGCCGAGAUCGGAGUUCUCGCCCUUGACAGCCAGUACCAGUUCCUCCAUGCGUCCAAUAGUAAGUAGCUGGGUCCUUUAGUGGCAUUGCCCACGCUAGCAAUUCUAUCUUGUAAUAUGCCCAGCUUCCCUUUGCGUUAAGACAUGUGUAUUCCGCCAACGUCAAUAACCAGCCUAAAUAACCACACUAGCUCUAUCGCCAAAUAAGGCUUAGCCAGAGAGACAUCAUUCUUCGAUAUGACGCAACCAAUUCACCAACUGGAUGACCUCCUACGCCAGCACGACGAGUCAGAUGAUACCAGCUUCUUUCAUAUCCCUCUUGGCUUUACUAUAUACCGUACAGACUACACGACGGAAAACUCAGAUCAACUAUGGACAGACCUAGUGGAAGAUCGUACCCAAUGGCUGGUUAAACAGGUGAAUGACGAGUCUGAGGGCUAUGGGAGUAGCCCUACACAGCUAGCUGCUGCGGAAAAGUUGCGGUCGCUGAUUCGUUUUGAUGCCCGGUCGGACAGAGACAACCUCGAGGGUCGCGAUUUAGAUCAACUGCGGGAUAUUUUCAACGAUCACGUGGGUGGAAAGCCUCUUCACAUUGGGCAAUAUGAGCGAAAUUUGUUUCUCGUCGCUGAUGAGGAAGUCUUUGACAACCUUGUUAGCAAGGAUGAUCAGCCGUGGGUUAAGGCAGUAGAGGCUAAUUACGACAGGAGGAGCACAAGGCGACUGAUAAUGGACGUGUCGCCAUUCCUAAAGUAUACUAUGGCUGGAUGAGGGUAAAGACUUUUGGUGUUUUGAUGAUGCACGCGAUGCUACCAGGGAACCAACUGUCAGAUAUCGCACCGCGCAUGGAUGCUAAUGGAAAAGCAAAGCUUUACAGCUGAUAAGAGCCCAGUGUGUUACAAAUACAGGGGUGAUGGGCAUUCACAGUAAGUUUAUACCACUAUGCUAUUCCGCUAGUAUCAAGAUGAAGCGUAUCAAGCAAUGCUUCGUAGUUGCGGAGAAUAGUAAGGACUGAUGCGUAGCUCGCAUUGAACUGCAUUCUCAAUAUUAUUUGCAAAAGAAAAUCAUCCUUUAAAAGAUAUACAUUGUAAUUUAAAAGACAAAAAGAAUUCUUCUGGCUUAAUUAAAUGCCUUAUCAACUAUGUUUGCAGAUGACUUGGCUUGUGUUACUGGGGAAGCACAUUUGACAGCUGGCAAAUCAUCACUCUUUUACAGCUGCACG